Molecule: messenger RNA, 997 nt
Organism: Scheffersomyces coipomensis
Lineage: Eukaryota; Fungi; Ascomycota; Pichiomycetes; Serinales; Debaryomycetaceae
Gene: SAR1
Product: Arf family GTPase
Exons: 2
Coding region: 154-726 (190 amino acids)
Biological process (GO): intracellular protein transport; vesicle organization; endoplasmic reticulum to Golgi vesicle-mediated transport
Cellular component (GO): COPII vesicle coat; endoplasmic reticulum exit site
Molecular function (GO): GTPase activity; GTP binding
Source: RefSeq, a predicted model, not a curated record
AACUUCUUUUUUUUUUUUUUUCAUGUCGUUUAGUGAGUGAGAGUGAACUGAACUGACAUUGAACUGACAGUGAUAACGACGACCAAUUAUCAUUUGAUUAUAUAUCUCUUUUAAUUAUCAUCCCUUAAUAUAUCGCAUAGACUCACGAAUACUAUGUGGAUUAUUGAUUGGUUUCAAGAUGUUUUAUCCUCAUUAGGAUUAUGGAAUAAACAUGCUAAAUUAUUAUUCUUAGGUUUAGAUAAUGCUGGUAAAACCACUCUUUUACAUAUGUUAAAGAAUGAUAGAUUAGCUACUUUACAACCUACUUUACAUCCAACUUCGGAAGAAUUGGCCAUUGGUUCAGUUAGAUUCACUACGUUUGAUUUAGGUGGUCAUCAACAAGCUCGUAGAUUAUGGAAAGAUUAUUUCCCUGAAGUUAAUGGGAUUGUAUUUUUAGUUGAUGCUGCUGAUCCAGAAAGAUUUUCAGAAUCAAAAGCGGAAUUAGAAUCGUUAUUUAAAAUCGAAGAAUUAAGUCAUGUUCCUUUCUUAAUCUUGGGUAAUAAAAUCGAUGUUCCAACUGCUGUUGGUGAAAUGGAAUUAAAAUCAGCUUUAGGUUUAUAUAAUACUACUGGUAAAGAUACUGGUAAAUUGGCUGAAGGUACUAGACCAAUUGAAGUUUAUAUGGUUUCAGUGGUUAUGAGAUCAGGUUAUAGUGAAGGUUUCAAAUGGUUAUCCCAAUAUAUUUAAUCGAUCCCUCCUUCCCCCACCAUCUUCAUACUUUCCAUUUUUCAUGUCAUACAUCAAUCCAGUCUAAUUUACGUUAUUUCAUCACUACAACAACAACAACAACUUAUUAUUAUUAUUAUUUCUCUUUGUUAUAUUUUUAUCUUAUCUUAUUCCAUUCAUAAUGAUUCCAAUCUUUAUAAUCAUAUAUAGUUAGAUUUAUCAUGUUAAAAGAUUGUUUGAUUGAUCAUUCAUUCAUUGUUUAUAUAAUAAUUAUAUACAUCCAUUCUAUAAU